AUGGCCGAAAAAAACGAACGUACGAAACACGAACAAAAUACCUCGCAACAUUUGAAAAAAACAGACAACGCACAGCAGCAAAAUCACCCGAACAGCGCCGCCGAAAAUUCCACAACAAACAACUCCAGUGAAUUUGCAUAUGACCCGGAAGAUGAUAGAAAAAUAUACAUCGGAUGGUUGAGAGAAGAAAUAACUGAAAAAGACUUAAGUGAACACUUUGGUAAAUUUGGUGAAAUCAAUUAUAUUGAUUUCAAAGUAGAUACUGCCACUGGUCGGAGCAGAGGGUUUGCUUUCAUUGUAUUCAAGACAAAAGAAGGCAUGGACAAUGCCUUGGCAUGUAAUAAUCAUCUAAUCAAUGACAUGAAAAUUGAACCUAAAAAAGCUAUACCACAGCGUAUUAAAUUAUUUGUUGGAGGAUUGUGUUCAAGAAUGUCCGAUGAUGACAUCAAAAAUUAUUUCAAACGUUACACACCUCAUGUAAUAGUUGAGAUGAAAUUUGAUAGAGUGAAUAACAUACGAAAAGGUUUUUGCUUUGUUAUGAUUGAUGACCCUAAGGCAGUAACUGAAAUAUUAAGAUUGCCAAGACAUGUGAUCAGGCAUAAACAAGUUGAUAUAAAUAUAGCAGACGUUAAACUUAGGAAUAAGAGAUUUAUACCUGGUGCUUUGGGAUCUAUGAAUCUUUCACAAGGGAACGUUAUGGGCCAAGGAGGGUUUCUACCUCAAGCAGGUUAUGCCCUCCAUGCACCAGGUUACCGCUAUGGAGGUUAUGGUUAUUAUCCACCAUACACAGGAUACUAUCCUAACUACCAUUAUAGUUAUGGUUAUCCAAGUUAUGUUGCUAGAGCUGAAGCAGGUACCUGGUCUGAAGGCAAUGAAGCAAGUGGUGUCAAUGGAAAUCAUAUUGUGGAGUAA
Molecule: messenger RNA, 912 nt
Organism: Acyrthosiphon pisum (pea aphid)
Lineage: Eukaryota; Metazoa; Arthropoda; Insecta; Hemiptera; Aphididae
Product: RNA-binding protein squid-like
Exons: 8
Coding region: 1-912 (303 amino acids)
Biological process (GO): regulation of gene expression
Cellular component (GO): chromatin; nucleoplasm
Molecular function (GO): RNA binding
Source: RefSeq, a predicted model, not a curated record